GGGCCGUUGAGCUCUUGACUGGAACGUCCCGAGCAAAGAGAACUACAGAAACAUGUUUGAGCCUAUACGGGGAGGAACUCGAGGAGGUCAAGCAGAAUUCAAGUGGUCAGAUGUAUCCGCAGACAAGGACAGAGAAAACUAUCUAGGGCACAGUAUCAACGCACCUACGGGCAGAUGGCAGAAAAACAAAGAUAUUCAUUGGUACAACAGAGAAGCAAAACAAACUGAUGCUGAAAGAGAUGAAGAAAUAAGGAAAAUCAAAGAGGCAGAGGCGGAGGCAUUGUCUGCAGCACUAGGAUUCGCACCAGCAGCACCGAAAAUACCAGCUGAAUCUCCCACUGCUAUCAAGUUGGGAGACGAAGUAGCGGAUACUGAAAGUGCCCAGCGAGCUGCAGAGAAAGAAGAGAGACGGCGAAGGAAGGCUGAACGUAAGGAAAAGCGUGCCCAAAAAGAGGCUCGCCGUGUUGGGCGUGCUGAGCGUGACCUUGACGACACUCGACGCUACGAUCACUCUCGUUCCCGUUCUCCCAGGCGCCUGACAGACGAGCACGCUGAAAGCAGGCACCGCUCUCGUCAUAGUCGUUCUCCAACUCCACCCCAACGUGGCAGACGUUCUCAAUAUGGACACACGUCCGGUUAUGAUGAUGUCGAGCGAGAAAAGGAAAGACAGAGAGAUCGGCGGCGAUGGGAAAUGAACUCCCAGAGAGAUAGGCCAGGUGCUCGCUGGGGACGUGAUUAACCUGGUGUUCAGUCAGAAUACCCCACCGCACUAACUCAGCGCGCGAGUCUUCCUUGUGCCGAUGAGAACAGCGCAAUACGCUGACGUCUGGUAGUUCUCAUAUGAAGUUCUCUGGUUUCACCGCCGUGAGCUGUGCCGCCUGGUCAGAAGACAAACAAGGGGCGUAUUCUCGAAAUCAGUCAGUUAUGUCAUUAUCAAGUCUUGAUGUAAUGAUGGCUUCUGCAUGAUCACCGGUAACUCUUGAUAUGCAUAGACUUACACAGGUGAUGAUUAGCAGAUGUCAUGCAGGGACGAUAUGAUAUUUUACAUUAGACUAUAGUUACCAACGCAGCAAAUACAUAGGCCCUGAGGGGGUUCAGUCUGGUUUCUAUCUU
Messenger RNA from Serpula lacrymans var. lacrymans S7.9, 1113 nucleotides. RefSeq lists its product as uncharacterized. Lineage: Eukaryota; Fungi; Basidiomycota; Agaricomycetes; Boletales; Serpulaceae. The transcript has 4 exons. The coding region runs from base 53 to 739 and encodes 228 amino acids. The record is from RefSeq and is a predicted model, not a curated record.